CACAUCACACACAUGCACACUGUGAACCAGACUGGCCACAGUCUGAAUCCUUACAUCUGUAAAUCACCAAUCUCUAAGAAGAUAUACGACCAGACUCUUUUGUGUGUGUGUGUGUCUGUUGUUGAUGUUAUGGGCGGAUCUGCGCGUUCAUGGCUCCAGGGUCACACCUUCUCCAACCAGCUGUGAGUGAAGACGAUGAAUCCCCGCUGACUGACCGACCAUAAGGGACGGCGUUAAGUGAGAGGGAGGAAGGGAGGAAAACAUUGGACAGCGAUGACAAAUUCAACAGCCUUAAUUGGAGAACUUGACAGCGCGUUUUAACAAAUGCAGGGUCCUCCAACUGGGCAUGCUCCAUCUGGUGUGAGAGGAGAAGAGCUGGUGUGAAUAACAGGCAGUUUGGGCGUUUUUCAUCUCAUGAUUUGUUUUGGUUCCUCUCACUCAGAUAGACUGUUGAUGCGUUUUUUCCCUCUCUCGGUAAUGCAUGAAUGAAAGUGUGUGAGCAGGAGAGCAUCCUCUCUCUGCCGAGAGAAAGACCUGCUGUGCAGUGUUAGUCGUUGAACGCAGAGAAGGAGGCUGAGCGUCGGUGUGAAGGAGGUGAGUCUGCAGGCGGCAGCAACAGAGGAGGGACUGAAGCAACACCGAGUCUCCAUCAGGAGCUGCCGGACAGGCGCUGUCCGCUCAGUACCACCGCAGUCACCUUGCUGUGAAAGUCAUAAACCUGCUCAGGACUGAUCUGAUCAAUCACCGCAACUUGGGUUAGUCCAAUGAGCUGAGUUUAUUCCGCUGGCUGGGGGCAAAAUGAUCAGCGUUUGUCCUUUUAUCUCGACAUCUUGGAUUUACCGACGAUGUGACGUCCAUUCUUAAUGUGAUGCCAUUGGCUGCGAUCGUUUUUGGAUUUCGUCUCUAUCCCCUCCAGUGAGUCUGGCAGCUUUACGCGUUUAAGAUCCUCCAGUUUGCGUGUUAUGUGCGUGUAGAGACAGUGUUGUUUUUUUUAAUCUUAAGGAGUCUGAUGUCGUGUCAAGCAUUUCUUUCAUAGUUGCUGAGGAACGACAGGUUGUUUUUGUGCGCUGCCACCCUUAUAUAAUUGUUUUCCUUCAGUCUAAUCACUGCUGUGCAUUGUUGCACGGUGCGCCUGGACUUACCUUUGCGAUGAAGGGAACUUAUUGGAGAAAUGCCUAGGGGACGCAAUGGGCCUGAGCGACGACAAGGAUCGCAUUGUGAUAAACGUGGGAGGGAUCAGACAUCAGACAUACCGCAGCACCCUGCGCACUCUACCUGGCACUCGCUUGUCCUGGUUGGCCGAGCCUGAUGCACCCAACCACUUUGACUAUGAUGCCAAGAUCGAGGAAUUUUUCUUCGACCGCCACCCUGGCGUUUUUGCACAUAUCCUUAAUUACUACAGGACAGGUAAACUGCACUGCCCGGCUGAUGUCUGCGGGCCCCUCUAUGAGGAGGAACUGGCCUUCUGGGGCAUUGAUGAGACAGACGUGGAGCCAUGCUGCUGGAUGACCUAUCGCCAGCACCGGGAGGCAGAGGAGGCCCUUGAUAGUUUCGGCGGGGGGGGCCUGUUAGACCUGGCGAAUGAUGAUCCGGAGCCAGAGCCGGAGCAUACUGAGGAUGAUGUGGAUGAAAUGACAAGGAGGCUGGCGCAGGGAGACUGCCCUGAUGCCAGGAGUGGAAGCCUGUGGAGCCGGUGGCAGAAAUAUGUUUGGGCUCUGUUUGAGGACCCUUACUCCUCUAAAUAUGCAAGGUGGGUGGCGCUGGCCUCGUUGUUCUUUAUUCUGGUGUCCAUCACUACCUUCUGUCUGGAGACCCACGAAGCCUUCAACCCCAUCAUCAACCGCACUGAGUUGGAGGAGGUGGGCAAUAAAACAGUGGAGCACUACUACCUGGAGACUGAGACUGCGCCCUACCUCACCUACAUUGAAGGUGUGUGCGUGGUGUGGUUCACUUUUGAAUUUCUAAUGCGAAUAACUUUCUGUCCAAACAAAUUUGACUUCAUUCGGAACGCCCUAAACAUCAUCGACUUUGUGGCCAUCCUGCCCUUCUACCUGGAGGUCGGCCUCAGUGGGCUCUCGUCCAAGGCAGCUAAGGACGUGUUGGGUUUCCUGAGAGUUGUCCGCUUUGUCCGGAUCCUGCGUAUCUUCAAGCUGACGCGCCACUUCGUGGGACUGAGGGUGCUGGGCCACACAUUGAGGGCCAGCACCAAUGAGUUCCUGCUCCUUAUCAUCUUCCUCGCUCUUGGUGUCCUCAUCUUUGCUACUAUGAUCUACUACGCUGAACGGAUUGGAGCUAACCCUAACGACCCUCGAGCCAGUGAGCACACACAAUUCAAGAACAUCCCGAUCGGAUUCUGGUGGGCUGUGGUGACCAUGACGACCCUUGGAUAUGGAGACAUGUACCCUCAGACGACCUCUGGUAUGCUGGUGGGAGCUCUGUGUGCCCUGGCAGGAGUGCUGACCAUCGCCAUGCCCGUCCCUGUGAUUGUCAACAACUUUGGAAUGUAUUAUUCGCUGGCCAUGGCAAAACAGAAACUACCAAAGAAAAAAAAUAGGCAUAUCCCUCGGGCACCACAACCAGGUUCUCCAAACUUUAAAUCAAGCAUCAGCUCCCAACCUCAGAGCCCCAUUGCCCAUGACGACGUUUUCGAGAUAAAGUUUCAAGAUUCCAAGCUGAACGGCGAGGCAGCUAACGCAGCUCUGGCCAACGAAGAUUGCCCUCAUAUAGACCAGGCCAUAUCCCCGGAGGAAAUCUUCAGCCCCAGCGAGAGAGAGCGGCCCUGCUUCCUGGUCACGACUGCUGAACGCCCCAACCACACAGGGGGCAGAGUGAGGAGGGGUUAUGAAAAGCCUUGGAGCCUUAACAGCAUGUCUGGCAUGAGCGGGGAUGCCUCUGGAGUGUCCUCAGUGUCCGCCCUGCCCUGCAGCCCACCCUGUCUAAUGCAGCACUCACAUUCUCCCAUCCCAUCCAUUAUGUAGCAUGGUUGAGUAGCAGACACAAUGCCAUUGGAAGGCCAGUCCACGCCCCUUCUUCUUAUCUUUCCUGUCAGAGUUUCCUUUUUUUUUUUACACUUGCCUUCACUCCUGCUUUUUUUCCAUUUUUAUUUCUUUAUUUUCCUGGAAAACUGUAUCCUAACUGUGCUUAUACUUAAGCUUCCCAAGUGUUCUCCUUGGGUGUGUCAUCAUAUCCUAGACUAGAUAACAUUGGCACAUGCCACUCUGCAUGGGUCACCUCAGUUGCAAACAAAGCACUGUUCUACUUCUACCACAGGCUUUCCCCACUCUUUUCCUGUGUUUACAUCAUUGCCUGUUGCUCUGUUGCUUUUGAUCUCACAUACUCUUCUGCCAGUAACUUUUAUCGCAUCUGCUUUUUACAAUUUUGUGAAAGAAAAUUUCAUAAGAUGUAACCCCUGCUAAUAAUAUGCUGGACAUUUAACAAUACAUGGCUUUUAAAACAUAUCCAAAAGGUAUCGUUGCCAGCUGUUAAGGGAACUCCUCUUAAGUGCUUUGUACGUUGCAAAGUAGAGACGUUAUCAUCCUGAAAGUGCAAUCCAGACGAGACUCAAUGUUAUGAGUGGCCAUCAAAAAAGAAAAAUUGAACAUGAUGUUCAUGAUGUCCAAUGCAAUAUGGAGAUGAUGACAAUUCCUAUGAUACUAGUGAUGAAUACAUCUAAUGUCAACAGAACUAAAUCUGUUUGCUCAUUUGCAUGAACUGCAUGAGAAAUUAUGUUGAACAAGAAACUAACUGUACCUGUAAGAAAAAAAACAAACUUUUUCUUUCAAAAGCUUCUAAAGCUUUGUCAUUUUUAUGCAUUUUGAGACAGCUUUACAAGAGACUCAGUCAUAGCAGAGAUUUUUAUGUAGCUGCCAUUCUUUGCCUUUCCCCAAAUUCAUAUAUUUAUUUUCUUGUAUUUAUUCAACUGGGGCCUCCAACUAAAAUAGUGUGAUUUAACUUGAACGAUCUGUCAUAAAGCUAACUAAUGCUGUUAUGAGCAUAAAUAGUUUUUAUACAAAUAUAUUUACUGGUAGUUAUGAGUUUUUAAAAUAGCAUUGGUAGUCUGCAGCGACCUCUAUGACUGCUGCGAUGCCUAAAUUAAGGCAGGAUUCAUGAAUUAUAAAACAACAGUGCCUUCAUACCUGGUGAGGCAAAGUUAAACUGAGUAAUAAAUUGACAUGAUAUUACAUAAGUGCUCCCAGUGUAGCAUAAAUACACUUUAUACCAUGCUCAUAACAGUGUAAUGAAAGCUUUAUUUUAUAAGGUGCACCUUGUACCUUUUGCACCACCCUCGUCCCUUAAUCACAGUAAAAAAAUGCCUCUUGGUUAUUAUUGCUACACAUCAAAUACAAACAGUACUAAGAUUUAAACUUUAGCUGCUGACUUUAUAAUCCCAAUCCUUUUUGUAUGAUAAAGCACAAAAUAUAAUUAAAAGGGGACCAGGCAUUUCUACAGAGCCAAAAUAUAUAGAGUUAUGAUCAACAAGAGAUGUAACGAAGGCUCCUGCAGUUUGUACGUCUAUUGAUUCAAAACAUCAGUACUGUUACUGUUACAUGUGUUGAUCCUGUCCCAAUAAUUAUGCAUAAUCCUUUCAGGGCACUUUAAAAAAAAAAAAAAAGUUGACCAAUCAGAAAUGUUAAUUUCUAGAGGAAGAUAUAAGUAUAGCAACUCAUCUAAGUUUUUGUUUUUAUUCUGAAUGAGCAGAGUUUUACAUUUCGAGUCAUGUCUCUUGUGGUAAUUAAUGGACGUUAUAUAUAUUUAAAAAAAAAACAAUUUAAAAAAAAAACCUUGUGAAGAUUUGAUGUGAAGAGAUGCAGGUGAAUUAUAUGCUCAUGCAAUUCAAGUGAAAAAAAAAAAAACAAUACGACACAGUAUGGGAUGUGGGUCUACUUGGGGAAAGGUAAAUGCAUGUAUUUUACAUUUAUGCAACAGAAAAGUAUUCAAAUAAAAUAUGUAAAUAUAAGUCCUUGCAUGAAAUAAAUUUUAUACACAA
Messenger RNA from Larimichthys crocea (large yellow croaker), 4987 nucleotides. RefSeq names its product potassium voltage-gated channel, Shaw-related subfamily, member 1b (gene kcnc1b). Gene Ontology annotation, biological process: action potential; protein homooligomerization; potassium ion transmembrane transport. Gene Ontology annotation, cellular component: voltage-gated potassium channel complex; postsynaptic membrane; axon terminus. Gene Ontology annotation, molecular function: delayed rectifier potassium channel activity; protein binding. NCBI's taxonomy places the organism in Eukaryota, Metazoa, Chordata, Actinopteri, Sciaenidae. Bases 1188 to 2978 code for a protein of 596 amino acids. The transcript is spliced from 4 exons. The record is from RefSeq and is a predicted model, not a curated record.